AGUCUGGUAUCAGGGCACAUAUUUUGCCGACUGAAGGCCCCUCCUCCUGAUCCCAAGAAAGCGUUUGAUCCGAUGGAAGGUGACGCGGCAGUAAACACCCUAGUGUUCCUGUCAGCUAGAGGAGUAACCAGACGGGCUGCUACAUUGGUAGCUUGUGGACCUGCAGGAUACAUCCACUUCUGGAACAUCUACAAAGGUGGUAAAGUGAUGAGCUACUUCACUCCAAAUGCUGACGGGGCUAACUUAAUAGCAGUUAACGGAAACAACACCGUGCUAGCAAGUGGAGACACUGCUGGCAAUGUCAAGCUCUACAACAUUUCAGAGUACUGCACUGAAGAACCUUCUCCCCCAACAGGAAUAGAAAGAUCCCCACCUCCUCUCCUCUCCCAGUUCCGGGCUCACACCUCUACUAUAAAGUGUUUCGAGUUCGUUUCCGGGUUGGGACAGUGUGAGUUCCUGCUGUCUGGUAGUGACGAUUGCAGUGUCAGACUCUGGACUGGAAAGGGACAUUACAUUGGCACGCUAGGACAGACAACUAGAUGGGAUAUUGAUGAUCCCGCCACAUUCGCUCACCCUAGAGUACCCAGGGACGUCUUAUCAGCAAUUCCAGAGCCAAUUGACAUUCCGGAUAAGGUCCGUCAGUCCAUUGACACCACACCGGAAUACAAAGACUCGAAAAACACUAAGAACGAUCUGCAUGACGUCGAUCUAGAUCUGGACUACCAGGAGCAAGAAGGUACACGACUGCGUCACAUCAAACACAAACCAGGCCCCAAGACCCACGAGGGCCCUGCUGUCUACCAUUCUCUUCCUUGUUUUGAGUUAACAGAUGUGCCCCCUAGUCGGCAGGCCCCAGUUAUUGGUUCUCUGGACCCCCUCUCCAUACUGGACGCUGUGGAGAUUGAGAGUGUAGCUUCAGAGGAUUUGACCCUGAAGCCGUUCACACCAAAACUCGGCGUCAAAACGAGAAGAUCUAGUCCCAUGACGACUAAAUUGAAAGUCCUUAAUGGGGCAAGUGCGCUGAAAAGUAAUUAUAAGUGAACUAAUGGGGUCUAACAUAUUCCUCCAUAUUUGCUUGUACAAAAUCACGCUGGAACUAAAACCCCCGUCCCCUUAUUUAUUUGUCAGAUACAAUUACAACCGUACCUUGAUGAAGGCGGCAUAAGGAAAUCUAGACAUGUGAACAACUUUUAAUACUUUGCCAACACGUAAAGAAACUACCUAGUUGGAAUCGCUAUUUUAGGUUAAACUUAACCAGUAUCAAUAUGUUCCGGUGUCCACAGUAUUUCUAAACGUGAACAGUAAUGAAUCGACUAUCCGUGUU
Messenger RNA from Bolinopsis microptera, 1324 nucleotides. RefSeq names its product WD repeat-containing protein 49-like. Gene Ontology annotation, molecular function: protein binding. Bases 73 to 1041 code for a protein of 322 amino acids. The transcript has 7 exons. Lineage: Eukaryota; Metazoa; Ctenophora; Tentaculata; Lobata; Bolinopsidae. The record is from RefSeq and is a predicted model, not a curated record.